Molecule: messenger RNA, 6933 nt
Organism: Bubalus bubalis (water buffalo)
Lineage: Eukaryota; Metazoa; Chordata; Mammalia; Artiodactyla; Bovidae
Gene: CASP8AP2
Product: caspase 8 associated protein 2
Exons: 12
Coding region: 348-6266 (1972 amino acids)
Biological process (GO): Fas signaling pathway; extrinsic apoptotic signaling pathway via death domain receptors
Cellular component (GO): mitochondrion; PML body
Molecular function (GO): transcription corepressor activity
Source: RefSeq, a predicted model, not a curated record
UCUUGUCCGGGUCCGGUCUGCGCGGAGCUUCUGGGAAGAGUUUGCAUGGCGCGGAAGUCCCUUUAGCGGAGGCUCACUGCGUCCGCAGAGCCAGGGAGUUGAAGGGAGCAGCGGAAUCGGUGGGGGUUGGCGUGCGUCUAAUGUCCGGGGCCCUCAGGAAGCCGCGUUCCUCGGAUGCAGCUUCUGGGUUUUCACUCCAGAUCCCUCUGUGGUCCUUCGAGAGAAUUCGGGAAGGGGCGGGGGCGAGGACUAGCGCAGAGACAGCUGAGUUCUAAUCCCAGGUCUCCCUUUACCAGCUGUUGGACCUUGAGUACCUUAGAUGGCGACUAUCAGAAAGAAAUAGGAUCAUGGCAGCAGAUGAUGACAAUGGUGAUGGAACAAGUUUAUUUCAUGUCUUUUCUGCUUCUCCUCUUAAAAAUAAUGAUGAAGGUUCUUUGGACAUAUAUGCUGGGUUGGACAGUGCUGGUUCUGACAGUGCAUCCAAAUCCUCUGUACCAUCCAGGAAUUGUCUGGAUUUAUAUGAAGAAAUCCUGACUGAAGAAGGAACUGCAAAGGAGGCAACAUAUAAUGAUUUGCAGGCAGAAUAUGGAAAAUGUCAGCUGCAAAUGAAAGAGCUGAUGAAAAAGUUUAAAGAAAUACAGACACAGAAUUUUAGCUUAAAAAAUGAAAACCAGUCCCUUAAGAAAAAUAUCUCAGCACUUAUCAAAACAGCCAGAGUGGAAAUAAACCGCAAGGAUGAAGAAAUAAAUAAUCUUCACCAAAGACUGUCAGAGUUUCCACAUUUUCGGAAUAAUCAUAAAACUUCAAGGACAUCAGAUCUAGUUAAAACAAAAGAUCUUAAAUCCAGAUCUCCCCAUUUGGAUGACUCUUCAAAGACUGAUCACAGAGUGAAAAGUGAUGUUUCUAAAGAUGUACAUUACAGCACUUCACUGCCAAACCAUGAAAAGGAAGGAAAAUCACACUGUGAAAAAAAGAGCACUUUGCAUUUGCCUACAUCUGUUGAAAAACACUCCACCAAUGGCAUUUGGUCACGUUUCCAUUAUCAGGUUGGUGAGAGCAAUUCAAAUGAGGAUCAUAGAAGAGGAAGGAAAGAUAGUCGACAUAGCCAGUACAACCGGGGGACUGACAGAAUACGAAAAGACUUGAGCACUAGCUAUGGUGAUGGUGAACCGAGGAACACAGAGGCCAGUCAGAGGCUACAAGGACAUCCUGAGAAAUAUGGUAAAGGUGAACCAAAGGCUGAAAGCAAAACUGCAAAGUUGAAAAGUAACACGGAUUUAGAUUAUAAAAAUGAGCGCAUCAGCUCUUCUUGGGAGAAAGAAAGCUCUAGAGACAAGUCACACACUCGACUAGAAUCUCAAAGUGACAAAAAACUCGAAAGACAAAGUGAAAGAUCACAAAAUGUAAAUAGAAGAGAACUUAAAUCACAAGACAAAGAAGAAAGAAAAGUUGAUCAGAAGUCGAAAUCAGUAGGGAAAGGCCAGGAUCAUUGGAGAAGAUCUGAACGAGCGGUGCUUCCGCAUUCCAAAAAUGAACCAUCAAAGUCUUCACACAAUUCAAAUAAAUACCAUCUAGAGGAGAGAAGAGGCUGGGAAGAUUGUAAAAGAGACAGGGCUGUAAGUAAUCAUAGUUUUCAAGAAGGAAGAUGUCCGUCUUCUCUUUUAGCCAGUAGAACUCACAAACACAUUGAUUCCACAGAAGUUGAUUCUGUGCACCAGCGGGAAAAUGCACCUUUCAGAGCAGAAAGGCACAGAACUGAAGAAAAGAGGAAAAGGGAACGAGAGAACAAAGAAGAAAAUAAGCAUAUCAGAAAUGAAGAAAGAGUACCUUCAGGACAUUUGCAGAAGACUAACAAAGAAACUAAGAAAACCACCGCAGACUUAAAGAGACAGAAUGAGCCAAAAAAUGAUAAAGGGGAAGUCUCUAACAAUGAUGUUUCUGAAGGAGCAAAUAAUAAGGAGCCAGCAGUUAGAACUGAGAGUGCCCUAAAUGAACCGCAAAACAAAGACUUAAAGUUGAGCUUUAUGGAAAAAUUGAACUUAACUCUUUCUCCUGCUAAAAAGCAGCCUGUUUCUCAGGAUAAUCAGCAUACAGUAACUGACACUCCCCAAUCCUGUGACAUAUGUGAUUCUGAGUCAUUGGUGCAGGCUAAGACUGUGACAUGUGUUCCCUCUGUCAGUGACCAUAUCACAGAGGAAACCAAAUCUGAGUUAUUGGAACCAAAGGAUGCUCUUACAGCAGCAUUUCAACCCGGGACCAGUAUUUCAGAACGGAAAGUAGAAGAAAAUAGUUUGUCUGUUGCAUCUGUGGAGAAUACUGUGCCUUGUGACACACCCAUAUGUGGCACAGAGACUUCCUUCUCAGCACCUGUGGAAAUGGAACCAUCAGAAUCUUUGUUAUCUUCAUCCACAGAAAUGGAACAGACUGUUAAUGGUUCCAGGGCAGCAGUUCCUAUGAAAAUAGACACAGCACAGACAAAUGUUUCUCAGAACAUUGGCUUGGAAUUGGAUAGCAAAAGAAACAGUGACUUAAAUUCUUGUAGUAUUUCUCAAGAGACAGAAAUGAAGGAGGCUUUUUCAACAAAUGUGACCAAAUCCAGUGAAAGCAUUUUGCAGCCUUCAGUUGAAGAAACUGACAUUCUGCCAGCCGUCCUUUCAGAAGGUGGUACACCAAAACUUGAGCCUUCUCUUGUAGACCCACCACUGGUUGAGAAUAAGUCUUGUCAUUUGGAUCCUUGCUUACCUAGAGAGACUCCAGAAUCUUCACUUCAGCGGACUGAGUUAAUGGAUGACACAAUGGAAGUUGGUGAAACAAACUCAGUAUAUCAUGAUGAUGAGAACUCAGUUCUGAGCAUUGACUUUAAUCAGCUGAGACCUAUUCCAGAAGCCAUCAGUCCUCUGAAUAGUCCAGUGAGACCUGUAGCAAAAGUUCUUAGACUGGAAAGUGCAUCUCAAGUUCCAUUAUAUAAUAAUAAUCAUAAAGAUGUGUUUCUACCAAAUUCAGCUCAUUCUACCUCCACAAGUCAGUCUGAUCUCAACAAGGAAAAUCAAAAGCCAAUAUGCAAAUCUGACAAAUUUGCAGAAGCAGACUCCCACAAGAAUUCAUCUUUAGAUGAAUUAGAAGAAGGAGAAAUUAUAAGUGACAAUGAAAAACCUGAACCACAAAGUUUUGACAAAAGUGCCAAACCAAGAGCUUCUACAGAAGUGCAGAACACAAAAACUAGCCCAGAAAGUAGGAAAAGCUCUGUGCGUUUGGAUAAAGACAAUAGGAAGAUAUCCUCUAUGAAAAUGCAUCAGACCAAAAGCAGAUGGAACAGAAGACGAAGUGAAUCCAGCAGAUCUUCAAAAACAGAGAAGAAAGAGAGGUCAAUGAGCACUUCCAGCCUGGAAAAAAUAGUUCCAAUCAUUGUCACACCCUCUUCUGUCCGAGAGAUUAUGCACAUGUUACGAAUGAUAAGAAAACAUGUAAGGAAAAAUUAUAUGAAAUUCAAGGUAAAAUUUUCAUUAAUACAAUUUCAUAGAAUUAUUGAGUCAGCAAUUUUGAGUUUUACAUCACUAAUUAAAUACCUGGACUUGUCCAAAAUAUCUAAGUCAGUGACUACUUUACAGAAGAAUCUCUGUGAUGUUAUAGAAUCCAAACUCAAGCAAGUUAAAAAGAAUGGCAUCGUGGAUCGUUUAUUUGAACAGCAGCUGCCAGAUAUGAAAAAAAAAUUGUGGAAAUUUGUAGAUGAACAGCUUGAUUAUUUGUUUACAAAACUUAAGAAAAUCUUUGUAAAGUUUUGUGACUCCAUGAAUGUUGGCAGUGAUAGUGACGAAGGAAAGCUUGAAAAGAAAAGUAAAGAGAAAGCACGAUCUUCACACUGUCAGAAGGGGAAUAUAAACAACUUGGGCAAAGAAAUGUUGAAAGAGAAAUCCCCCAAAUCAGAAGAUUAUGGUUCUUCUAAGUAUUCGGUUGGUUGUAAAAAAUCUGAGGAAAAACAUCAAGAGCAAAAGAAUUCCAAUAGUAACACAAUAAAGCAUGACAUUAAAAAGACUGCUAACACUUGCUUUGAUAAUAUGAAGAAUCCUCAAUCUGAAGCGCAUUCCUUGGAACCAAACUGCCUGAGCACCCCAAAGCCAGGAAAAAUUGAAGGUAGCACCACAGAGGAUGCCCAGACAUCCCAGCUUGUGCCUUUGAAGCCAGAACGCAGUUUUGAGAUUCUUACCGAACAGCAGGCGUCUAGCCUUACAUUUAAUUUAGUGAGUGAUGCACAGAUGGGAGAGAUAUUUAAAAGUUUGUUGCAAGGUUCUGAUCUUUUGGACAACAGUGUUAACUGUAAUGAAAAAAAUGAGUGGGAGUUAAAGACACCAGAGAAACAGCUGCUAGAGAGUCUCAAAUGUGAAUCUAUACCAGCUUGUACAACUGAAGAGCUCGUUUCAGGGGUGGUUUCUCCCUGCCCUAAGAUAAUCAGUGAGGACAACUGGUCCUUACUGUCAUCUGAGAAAGGUCCAUCUCUGUCUUCAGGGCUUUCAUUGCCAGUUCAUCCGGAUGUGUUGGAUGAAAAUUGUAUGUUUGAAGUGUCCACUAACAUAGCUUUAAGUAAAGAUAAUGUAUGUGGUUCAGAAAAGAGCAAGCCCUGCAUUUCUUCCAUACUUCUUGAGGAUCUAGCCGUCUCUUUAACAGUACCAUCGCCUCUGAAGUCAGAUGGCCAUCUCAGUUUUUUAAAGCCAGAAGCUUUGUCUAAUUCAACGCCUGAAGAAGUUAUUAGUGCCCAUUUUAGUGAGGAUGCCUUACUGGAGGAAGAGGAUGCAUCUGAACAGGAUAUUCAUUUAGCCCUGGAGUCUGAUAAUUCAAGCAGUAAAUCAAGUUGUUCUUCAUCAUGGACAAGCCGGCCUGUUGCUCCAGGCUUUCAGUACCACCCUAACCUCCCCAUGCACGCUGUCAUAAUGGAAAAGUCCAACGAUCACUUCAUUGUGAAAAUUCGGCGUGCGGCACCAUCUACCUCCCCUGCUCUUGUACAGAAUACAGUGGCUGAUGAAUAUCUGCCGAGAGUGGAAAAGGAAGCUGAUGAAGCAGUGGAGGAAGAAUAUAUUUCAUGUCAGAACAGAGUUUUUAAAUCUGUGGAGGAACUGAAAAAUUCCAGUAAGAAUGUUGAUGGCAGAUUAGUUCAUGAGGAACAAGACUGUGUGAUACAAACAGAAGUUCCUGACAUAUAUGAAUUUCUUAAAGAUGCUUCAGGUAAAGUGAGUCAAAGUACCGAAGAGGCUGAAGAAUGUUUGAAGUUGCAUCAAGUAUGGGAACCAAAAGUGCCUGAAAGCAUUGAAGAAUUGCCUCCAGUGGAAGAAAUUCCACAUUCUGUUGAGGAUCAUCUUCCAAGCACAUGUAUAGACCUCACAAAAGAUCCAGUCACCGAGACCAAAAAGUUGGGGGAAUUAGUAAAAGUAACAGUUUUAAAUAUUGAUCAGUUGGGAUGUUCUGGAAGUAGUGUGGAUCAAAAUGCUCCAGUAUUAGACAAUAUGCAGCCUGAAACUGUUGAUACUUUUAUUGAUUUGACACAAGAUGUUUCAAGUGACAGUAAAAAUGAAGGUAACCAUCCUGCUGUAGUUGUUGAAGACUUGGGGUGUCCAGUGAUAUGUGUCGAUGAAGAUAACUCGAAGGAAGAAAAUGUGCAGGUGGCGAACAGGCCUUUGGAAUGUGUCAUUGAGGAGGCCUGUAUCGAUCUAACCUUGGAAGCUUCCAGUUUGGGUGAAGUGAAAAAGGAUGAUUUAAACUCAGAGUCAGCAUUGAAUUCCAACAGUUCAGAGUUGCCUGGGAUGUUGGAUAACCCUCACAAAAAGAGAAGAAAUCUUUCUGAUCUAAAUCCUUCUUCUCAGAAAAAACAGAGAAAGGAAACAGACUUAACCAGUAGGGAAAAGACCAAAAAAAUUACCCAAGACUCUGGUGAGAAUGGUAAUGCUCAUCGAAGGAAAGCCAGUAAGAAAAAGGCCCCUUCAGUGACUAAAGACCCCUCAUCAUUAAAGGAAAGCCCGGGGACUAAGGAUGCAUCAGCAGCAUCUGCCACUUCUUUUACAAGCCUUUCUGCAAAGAAUGUUAUUAAAAAGAAGGGAGAAAUUAUAGUUUCGUGGACAAGAAAUGAUGACCGGGAAAUUUUAUUGGAAUGUCAGAAAAAAGGGCCAUCAUUGAAAACAUUUACUCAUUUAGCUGCUAAGUUGAAUAAAAAUCCGUAUCAGGUCUCAGAAAGAUUCCAGCAGCUAAUGAAGCUCUUUGAAAAGUCCAAAUGCAGGUAGUUAAUGGUUACACUGCAGGAGGCUAGUAAAAUAAGUUGCUGAGUUUCUUGGAGUCUUAAUUGAUAUUGCAUACUACACAAAAGCUUGGAAUUCUUCAUGUUUUUAAUGGAGCAGGAGAGGGCAGUUUUAUGACAUAUUUGAUUACCAGAUAAUAAUCUGCAUUUGUUAUUACUUGCUGACUCUUAACUUCAGGCCAACAUAGUCAACUUGUUCCUGUCAUCAAUGUGACUUGCUCACCUGUUACUGGUCAGAAUAUUUAUUUCUAAGCAGGUUACAACUUAUUAUUAAGGUAAAAGCAACAAUGAAACAGUACUGAAAUCUUAGUUUUGAUAUUUCAAAGAAAUGACUUUCUUUUCUAGAUUUUUAAAAAUAGUUUUGUAGCAUUUUAAACUUAAUGAUUAUUUAGUUUGUUUCAUCCAUUUUUAUUUGCUUUUGUAAUUGCCUGUCCUCAUUUUGUUAAAUUGUAAAAUAAUUUAAAUAGUGUAUCUGUAAAUAUGUAUAAUUAUAAUGAUGUAAAAUACUUUCUGUGUGUGUAUAUGUGUGGGUGUAUACACACACAUGAAUGGCUGUGCCUAGCCAAGGAUUUUUUUAUUUGUAUAAAACUUUUUGUAUAAAGUUUGCUUUCAUUACCAGUAAUGUAUAAAUAAAACCAUGUAAAGUUCUGUUA